Cynara cardunculus var. scolymus (artichoke) is the source of this 1466-nucleotide messenger RNA. Its product is annotated as proline-rich protein 36. Lineage: Eukaryota; Viridiplantae; Streptophyta; Magnoliopsida; Asterales; Asteraceae. The transcript has 8 exons. Bases 100 to 1266 code for a protein of 388 amino acids. The record is from RefSeq and is a predicted model, not a curated record. Gene Ontology annotation, biological process: mRNA 3'-end processing.
UCGACCCACAUAAAUCUUCUCACAAUUCUGCAAACCGAGCCCUAAAUUUUGACUCAUACAUAAUCUCCUGGACACAGGAACCCACAGACCUCGGGGAGAAUGGCCGGAAAUCAGGUCACUGGCGAUGGUCUAUCCAUGAAUCUUGCUGGAAUGUCAAAGAAUCAACUCUACGAUAUCAUGUCUCAGAUGAAGACAUUGAUAGAACAGAACCAGGACCAAGCAAGACAAAUCUUGAUUCAAAACCCUUUACUCACUAAAGCUCUCUUCCAGGCACAAAUAAUGCUAGGAAUGCUGCAGCCCCCUCAAGAGAUACCUAACAUUCAACCUGCUGGAUCUCAACAUCCUCAGCAAGCAACACCUCCUGCUCAGCAGCCAAAUGCUCAAGCCACUCCAUUGCCAGGUCAAAGUAAUUUGCGGGACCCAACAAGUGCACCUACACAACAAAACCAAGCUAAUAAGCCAAUGCCAUCCUCAUCUGUUUCUCCUUCAAACCCAUCUUUGCCAUCACAUCCCUUACAAUCAACACAGCUUAGCAGAAGUCAUCUCAAUGCUCAAACAGCACCAAUCCCAUCUCCACAAUCCUCUCAACUUUCAAAUAUGGCUGCUCUUCCGCCUCAUUAUUCUAGCCAGGCACCAUCAGCUCUUCAACCUACAAUGCCUGCUGUAACCACCCCAUUGCAGCAGCCUUUACAUAUAAGUAACAUGCCUCAUCUGCCACUUCAACCCCCACUACCAUCACAACCCAGACCACCUUCUAUGCCAGCCUUUCCUCACCAAAAUUAUUCUCACAUGGGACCCAAUGCAGGUUUUCAGCACCCAGUUGCACCACAGCUGCACCAUUCACAACCCAUGUUCCAUUCAGGUUCAAGACCUCCCACUAGCAUGGGCCCCCCUUUUUCUCAAGGACAACCACUGCUUCCAAAUCAGCAGCCGUCUCAAGCAUUGUACCAGGGAGGAGGUUCACAUGUAGGAAUGGAUUUCAAUCAAAUGGGAAUCCCUUCACUACCCGAAAGAGGAUCCAAUUGGAUGCCUUCUGGUUUGUCUGAAAAUGCAGCAGCAGGAGCACAGCUCCCUGGACCAUCCCCGCCCUUUCUUCCUAGCCAUAUGGGCUCAGGCAGUCAGCCUCCUCGACCUGCAUCGUUAACUGCUGAUAUGGAAAAGGCAUUACUUCAACAGGUGAUGAGUCUCACACCAGAACAGAUUAAUCUUCUACCACCAGAACAAAGAAACCAAGUGCUUCAGCUGCAGCAGAUGUUGCGUCAGUAAACAUUCCGAAAGAUUUUCCUUCCUACAGGUACGAUGGAGCAGUUAGAUCAGGAUCGAUGGGAGCAAAUCGAUUGAUUGUUUUCAAGGACUCGUUCCUUUUUGCGUUUUUAUUGAAUUUUGGCCACUGAAAUCAAAGAUUAUUUAUUCUAAAGUGAAGUUUGUUACUAAAUUGUUUGAUGUUGAAAUGUGUCUUUAGAUCA